Molecule: messenger RNA, 1425 nt
Organism: Trichoderma harzianum CBS 226.95
Lineage: Eukaryota; Fungi; Ascomycota; Sordariomycetes; Hypocreales; Hypocreaceae
Exons: 7
Coding region: 1-1425 (474 amino acids)
Molecular function (GO): aldehyde dehydrogenase (NAD+) activity
Source: RefSeq, a predicted model, not a curated record
AUGGCACCUCUCGACUUUGAAUCGUUUUACAAUGUCAUUGAUGGCAAGCUAGAGGCUACGGCCGAAACUCGCCAUGGUAUCAACCCGGCAACACUGGAACAACUGCCUCCAGUGCCUGUCAGCACGCGCAAUGACGUGAAUAGAGCGGUUGAAGCGGCCCAACGUGCUGCAGCAGCCUGGGCUGCAACACCUAUUGAGGAGCGCAAGCAGAAAGUCAUUCAAUAUGCUGAUGCUGUGGACGCUCUUGCUAACGAAUUCGGUAAAAUGAUGACUUUAGAGCAGGGCAAACCCUUGAGUCAUGCUAUAGGGGAGGCUCAUGGCGCGGCCUAUUUCUUGAAGGGGUUUGCAAAGAUGGAUCUCCCGGACCGAGUCGUUGAAGAUACCGAGCACCGCCGAGUAGUCACGCGUUAUGUACCUAUUGGUGUUUGCGUCGGUAUUGUUCCGUGGAAUUUGACCUUCAAGAUGGGGCCAGCUUUGGUAGCAGGCUGCACAAUCAUCUUGAAACCAUCCCCGUUCACUCCGUAUUGCGGCCUCAAAAUGAUUGAACUUGCCCAGCAAUUUUUCCCGCCUGGCGUCGUCCAAGUCUUGAGCGGAGAAGAUAGCUUGGGCCCUAUGCUCACUGAGCAUCCCGACGUAGCCAAGAUUUCCUUUACUGGCUCAACCGGAACCGGUAUCAGAGUGCUACAGAGCUCUGCACCCUCUUUGAAGCGAAUCACACUUGAAUUGGGCGGUAACGAUCCGGCAAUUAUAUGCUCAGAUAUUGAUAUCCCGAAAGUUGCAGCGAGGGUUGCCAUGAAGUCGUUUGUCAACAGCGGUCAGGUCUGCAUUAGUAUCAAAAGACUCUAUGUUCACUCCUCUAUAUAUGAAGAGUUCAUGGCAGAGCUGUCCAAGGCCACGAAGUCUCUUGUAGUGGGAAAUGGCAUGAAUGAAUCCACAGAUCUUGGACCAAUCCAGAAUGCGAUGCAAUAUGAACGACUCAAAGAUUUUGUGGCUUCUAUUAAACGUGAUAAACUCACGAUUGCAGUCGGAGACUUGGAGAAUACCUUUUCCACUGGCAACGGCUACUUCAUGAGCCCUCUCCUUAUUGACAAUCCACCCGAAGAUUCUCGGGCUGUCGUUGAAGAACCUUUUGGACCUAUACUUCCUGUUCUCAAAUGGGACACGGAGGAAGAUGUCAUCCACCGUGCGAAUCAUUCCGCUGAUGGGCUGGGAGCCUCGGUUUGGUCGCGUGAUAUGGCUCAGGCUGAAAGAAUGGCAGGUCAACUGCAGGCUGGAUUAGUUUGGAUCAACACCCAUCAGGAGCUUCAGGUGGAUGCGGUUUUUGGAGGGCACAAGCAUAGCGGAAUUGGCAGUGAGCUGGGGAUUGAGGGCCUCAAAGCAUACUGCCUGACUCAGUCCGUUAUACACGACAAAGACGGCGCAUAA